This is a messenger RNA of Cutaneotrichosporon oleaginosum, 2992 nucleotides long. RefSeq lists its product as uncharacterized. The record is from RefSeq and is a predicted model, not a curated record. Gene Ontology annotation, biological process: N-glycan processing; carbohydrate metabolic process. Gene Ontology annotation, cellular component: glucosidase II complex. Gene Ontology annotation, molecular function: alpha-glucosidase activity; carbohydrate binding. Lineage: Eukaryota; Fungi; Basidiomycota; Tremellomycetes; Trichosporonales; Trichosporonaceae.
UCGUCCACAAUCAUCAGAGGAGCACUCACCAUGAAGCUGCUCCUCCCAGCUCUCCUCCUCGCUCUAGGCGCUCACGCCGUCAAGCGCGAGGACUUCAAAGAGUGCGCGCAGACCUCGUUCUGUCGCCGUCUCCGUCCUCUCUCCAGCAAGUCUGAAGUAGCCGACUUCACCUCACCCUACUCGCUCGGCUCGCCUUCGCCCGCCGUCUCUCCUCACAUUGGUACCCCGGCGAAGGACGCUGCCUGGACUUUUCCCCUCACAUCGACGCUCUACCCCGACGUCGGCUUUGAACUACGCGUGGACGUCCUCGACGGCGACAUCGCACAGGUUCGCGUCGACGAGGUCGGCUCGGCGUCCCCAUGGCGCCGGUACAACGAGACGGCCAAGUGGGCGCUCCUCUCUCCCGAGCCGGCGCACGUUAGGGCCUCCAUCACUACGAAGAAAGGCGUGAGCUCAAUCAAGUAUGGCACCGGGCUAGAACUACGGAUCAACCACUCGCCCCUGCGCAUUGCUAUGCUGCGCGGUGGCACCGAGGAGAUUGUGUUCAACGAUCGAGGGCUCUUCCACAUGGAGCACUUCCGCACUAAAGAGAUUGCUAUUGAGGAAGAGGAGGUCGUCAAGGCUGAGGACGGCGAGGAGGUCAAGACUGAAGAAGGAGCCGAGGUUACGACUGAGGAGCCUGUCGAAGUCAAGUCCGAGCCCGAGGAACAGAAGCCUUUCGAGGCGACCAUCGACCGCUCCUGGUUUGAGACAGAGGAUGGUGACUUGUUCGAGGAGCACUGGAAGCGAUGGCGCGACUCCAAGCCCAAGGGCCCCGAGGCGUUCUCGCUCGACCUCACCUUCCCUCGCGCCAAGCACGUCUUUGGUCUCCCGGAGCAUGCUUCUCCCCUCUCGCUGCCUGACACUAUCGGCGAGGGCAGCUACUACUCUGAGCCAUACCGUCUCUGGAACGUCGACAUCUUCGAGUACGUCGCUGACAGCCCUAUGGCAUUGUACGGCGCCGUGCCGCUCCUCCACGCGCACAGUGCCCAGGGCACAGUAGGUGUGCUCAACCUCGUCGCGUCCGAGACGUGGGUUGAUGUCGCCCACACCAAGGGCGUGCAGACGCACUGGAUCUCGGAGAGUGGCAUCAUGGACCUACUCCUUCUCCCUGGUCCAAACCCAACUGCUCUUUUCGAGCAGUACGCCACCCUCACAGGCCCUGCGCAGAUGCCACCUCAGUUUGCAACUGCGUACCACCAGUGCCGCUGGAACUACAACACUCAGGGCGAGGUGAUUGAGGUCCAGGACCGCUUUGAGGAGGCAGACAUGCCACUUGACGUAACCUGGCUUGACAUCGAGUACGCCGACGAGCACCGUUACUUUGACUGGAACAAGAAGAUGUUCCCGGAUCCGGUUGCGAUGCUUGACCAGGUCGCCAAGCUCGGGCGCAAGAUGGUUGCUAUCGUGGACCCGCACAUCAAGCGUACUGACUCCUUCCGUGUCUACAAGGACUCGCUUGACCUCGAUAUCCUAAUCAAGAAGGCCGACAACAACAACUUUGACGGCUGGUGCUGGCCUGGCUCAUCCGUGUGGGUCGACUUCUUCAACCCGAAGUCGUGGGAGUGGUGGACGCGCAUGUUUUCCUUCGAGACAUGGGCGGACCAGACUAAGGCGCUGUUUGUGUGGAAUGACAUGAACGAGCCUUCCGUCUUUGACGGCCCGGAGAUCACGAUGCCCAAGGACAACAUUCACGCCGGGGGUUGGGAGCACCGAGACGUGCACAACAUCAACGGCAUGCUGUUCCACAACCAGACGCAGCACGCGAUCUCCGUUCGUGAGCCGACCAAGAAGCGUCCCUUUGUCCUUUCGCGCGCCUACUUUGCCGGCUCGCACCGGUACGGGGCGAUCUGGACGGGCGACAAUCUUGGCACGUGGGAGCACCUCGCUGGCGAGAGUGCCAUGUUCCUCUCCAACUCGAUUGCGGGUAUGAGCUUCGUUGGCGCUGACAUCGGCGGAUUCUUCGGCAACCCCGGCACUGAAAUGCUCGUGCGCUGGUACCAGGCCGGCGCGUUCAUGCCGUUUAUGCGCGCUCACGCGCACAUCGACACGAAGCGCCGCGAGCCGUACCUGUACGACGAGCCCAUCCGCUCGCACCUUCGUGACGCGCUGCGCCUGCGCUACACUCUCCUGCCGACGUGGUACAACGCGUUCCACGACGCGGCGACCAAGGGCUACCCCGUCAUCUGGCCACAGUACGCCAAGUUCCCGGCCGACGAGUCCGGCGCCGCAGUCGAUGACCAGUAUUACGUUGGCGACUCCGGACUGCUCUUCAAGCCGGUCGUGGUUGAGGGCGCAACCACUACAGAAGUGUACCUUGCCGCCAACGAGCCGUACUACGACUACUUCAGUGCGCGGAUGUGGCCUGCGCGCGCGAAGCCGCGCAACAUCACGCUCGACACGCCGCUCGACAAGUUCCCGCUGCUAAUUGAAGGCGGACACAUCUUCCCCUCGCGCGAGCGCGUGCGCCGCGCCUCGUCCCUCAUGGGCCAGGACCCCGUGACGCUCACCGUCGCGCUGGGGAAGAACGGCGCGCACGGGCAGCUGUACCUCGACGACGGCGAGACGUUCGCGUGGGAGCGCGGCGAGUUCGUGCACCGCGAGUUGGCGUACGCCGACGGCCGGUUGCGGAGCACGCAAAAGGUGCCGCACGACGCGCACAACGCCUUUGCGCGCUCCAUCGCCGCCGUUGGCGUCGAGCGCGUGCGUGUCCUCGGCCUCAAUAAGGCGCCGAGCAGCGUAACUGUCGCCGGGCGAGAGGUGCAGUUUGAGUGGGAAAAGGGGGCGCCGAAGGCCAAGGAGCCGCGCGCAGGCAUCCUCACGAUCAAGAACCCUGGCGUCAAGGUCGUCGACGACUGGGAGAUCGUGAUUGCCUAAGCGCAGCUUUGCAUGGCGCCGAGGCGUCCCAUCUUGCAUGUAGACAUAGAAAACGUGAACUUGACAAUGCGCAUGU